Colletotrichum fioriniae is the source of this 981-nucleotide messenger RNA. RefSeq names its product type 1 serine/threonine-protein phosphatase catalytic subunit glc7 (gene GLC7). Lineage: Eukaryota; Fungi; Ascomycota; Sordariomycetes; Glomerellales; Glomerellaceae. Gene Ontology annotation, biological process: regulation of mitotic cell cycle; chromosome segregation. Gene Ontology annotation, cellular component: cytoplasm; nucleus. Gene Ontology annotation, molecular function: protein serine/threonine phosphatase activity. The record is from RefSeq and is a predicted model, not a curated record.
AUGGCGGACCAACAUGAGGUCGACCUUGACUCGAUAAUCGACCGCCUCCUCGAGGUUCGUGGAAGCCGUCCCGGUAAGCAGGUGCAGCUUCUCGAGGCCGAGAUCCGCUACCUGUGCACCAAGGCUCGUGAGAUCUUCAUCUCCCAGCCCAUUCUUCUUGAGCUUGAGGCUCCCAUCAAGAUCUGCGGUGAUAUCCACGGACAAUAUUACGACUUGCUGCGUCUCUUCGAGUAUGGCGGCUUCCCUCCCGAGGCCAACUACCUCUUCCUGGGUGAUUACGUCGAUCGUGGCAAGCAAUCGCUCGAGACCAUCUGCUUGUUGCUCGCCUACAAGAUCAAGUACCCCGAGAACUUCUUCAUUCUCCGCGGCAACCACGAGUGCGCCUCCAUCAACCGUAUCUACGGUUUCUACGACGAGUGCAAGCGCCGCUACAACAUCAAGCUAUGGAAGACAUUUACGGACUGCUUCAACUGCCUGCCUAUCGCCGCUAUCAUCGACGAGAAGAUUUUCACCAUGCACGGCGGUCUCAGCCCUGAUCUGAACUCCAUGGAGCAGAUUCGCCGCGUCAUGCGACCCACUGACAUUCCUGAUUGCGGUCUUCUCUGCGAUCUGUUGUGGUCUGAUCCCGACAAGGACAUCACAGGCUGGAGCGAAAACGACAGAGGUGUCUCUUUCACUUUCGGUCCCGACGUUGUGUCCCGGUUCCUCCAGAAGCACGAUAUGGAUCUGAUCUGCCGUGCCCACCAAGUCGUGGAAGACGGCUACGAGUUCUUCUCCAAGCGCCAGCUCGUGACCCUGUUCAGUGCACCGAACUACUGCGGAGAAUUCGACAAUGCCGGAGCCAUGAUGAGUGUGGACGAGAGCUUGCUCUGCUCGUUUCAGAUUCUGAAACCUGCUGAGAAGAAACAAAAGUACGUCCCUGGUGGUUUCGGAGGCAACAGCCGACCCGUCAUCUCUCCCCGGAAGUCCGCUUCCAAGUGA